AUGGAGUCAUGUUACUGGAGUGCUGUUAGUGGAAUGGAGUCGCAUUACUGGAGUACUCUAGUCGUCGUUUAUGGAACUGUCGGUUCUGGUAUUUCGCUUGUUGAUCCUUGUUGGUCUGAUUUGUCGAUUUGUGGUGUUG
This is a messenger RNA of Dentiscutata erythropus, 139 nucleotides long. Lineage: Eukaryota; Fungi; Glomeromycota; Glomeromycetes; Diversisporales; Gigasporaceae. The record is from the annotation of a GenBank genome assembly.